AUGAUUCAUUUCAAUGAUCCUCUCUUGCAUUAUACAUGUUUUACCAUCGUAUUAUGUCCUGUUAUAUGGAAUAUCUUAGCACGUUUAUGUUAUAAAUUUAUACCUAAAAAUACUCCAACAUAUAUACGUUAUAUAGCAUGUUAUUUAUUAACGAUAUGGAUAUUUUCAUUUUCAUCAUAUCGAGAUUAUUUAAUUCGAAAAACAAUACAAAAUCAACCAAAAUUAAUAUUAUUCGAAGAUUAUUAUUAUUUAAUAGAAUUUAUUGCUAUAGUUAUAUUUAUUAUUGGACAAAUAUUUGUUUUUUCAUCAUUUUAUAAAUUAGGUAUUACAGGAACAUUUUUAGGUGAUUAUUGUGGAAUUCUUAUGGAUACACCAGUAACAACAUUUCCAUUUAAUGUAUUAAAUAAUCCAAUGUAUAUUGGAUCAACAUUAUCAUUUUUAGCUUUAGCAUUAUAUUAUUCUUCACCUGUUGGUAUUCUACUUACAAUAGAAGUUUAUAUAGCUUAUAGAAUUGCAUUAUUAUUCGAAGAACCAUAUACAAAAUGGAUUUACGAGCAGAAAAACAAAUAA
This is a messenger RNA of Rotaria sordida, 570 nucleotides long. The record is from the annotation of a GenBank genome assembly. NCBI's taxonomy places the organism in Eukaryota, Metazoa, Rotifera, Eurotatoria, Philodinida, Philodinidae.